Molecule: messenger RNA, 552 nt
Organism: Adineta steineri
Lineage: Eukaryota; Metazoa; Rotifera; Eurotatoria; Adinetida; Adinetidae
Source: the annotation of a GenBank genome assembly
AUGUCUGUUUUAUAUUUUGCGGCACUUAACGAAAAAGAAUCGCUUAAUAACCAAUAUGAUAUUCUUCGAAAAACAUAUCAAGCAUUAUCAUGCAAAUGUAAUGGAAUCGGUCCAACCGGUGGAUUCUGUUUAGAUAGAGAUAAAAUUCAUGUUGGUGGAAAUCAAGCUUGGUGUAAGAAUUUAGCGAAAGAAUUACGGCGUCUCUUUGAUAAACAAUCAGUAUAUGACUUUGGUGCUGGAUUAGGAUGGUACGGAAAAGCGUUAUUAGCUAAUGAAACUGAUGGUUAUCGUAUGACCAGCUACAAAGCAUUUGAUGGUGCAGAGAAUCUCGAUAUUAUUUUUCCAGAUAGAUUUGUUACGCAUCUCGAUUUAUCUCAACCUGCCUAUAUGGAAGCCAAGGACUGGGUACUUAGUCUAGAAGUAGGUGAACACAUUCCUGUUGCCUAUGAGAAAAUAUUUAUUGACAACCUUCAUCGACAUAACAAAAAAGGCAUCGUUCUAUCCUGGGCAGUCGAAGGUAAUUGUAUAGAUCAGAUAUAUUCAAUUGAUUAA